AUGUCAAAUUUCAUUCCAAAUGUUUUGAAGCAACGCUUGACGGUAGAUUUUAUGGAGAAGAGGAUCAUCCCCGAAAAGAAGCUUGCAGUCAGGUAUGAUCGCAGACGAGACUCUUAUGUGCAUGAUUCAAGAGCAGUGAACAGUCCAGAACUUGAGGAAUUCUUCAAAAGCAAUGAAGAGGUUCAACUUUGGAAGCAGAUUGAAGACGAUACUAAGGAUUGGCUUGAAGAGGUUCAUAAUCUCAGUCAAAGCGAAAAAAAGGAGUUCAUUGUAGCGGACGCAAAUUUUCAGGCAGUGAUUGAUACAGUGAAGAAAGUACAGGACGAGUACUAUAGUAAAGAUACCAUGACGGCACAUAUGAGGGACUGCUUUCGAAAAAUUAGUGGCAAAGCCGAGCGUGUGCAGCCCUGGCUCGAACUACUCCCUGACGGAGCAUACAAAACACUAUGCGGAGGCCUUAAAUUAGUUGUGGAAGUAAUGAAGAGCCACACAAAAAUCCGAGAACUUAUUCUCGAUCUCAUUGCGGAACUACCAGAUAUCGCAAGCCAUGCUCAAAAUUACAUCGACAUUUACGGUAAGAACGUGAAUGGAGCGGUGACGAUGGUUUUUCUGAGGAUCUUAUCUGUCCUUAAGGAGGUUGUGAGAUGGUACCGGGAGAAGAAGUGGAAACGAUUCGGACAGGCAGCUUUCCAUGGUUCACAAUUUGGCAAGAGCAUCGUCGAUGGCAUAAAUGACCUCCGGAAAGCAACUGCGCAUUUGGAGGCUGUGACACAGCAGUGUUUGCAUCGCUCGGUGAAGCAAGGCCUUAAGAACGGUGAAGAGGCCGCUGUCAACUUAGCUCAGCGCAUGGAUGAACUCUUGCAAACAUGCAUGGAACAACGCAAAUAUACUCAGCAGUUCAACGAAAUCAUUUACGAGUGUUUUAAGUCAAUUUGCACGAACAUGUCCAGCUUGAGAGAAUUCGUAAAUUUGUCCACACAACCAAAUCUACCCGAGAGAUACUCGACGACACUAUUAUCCGCAACCGAAGGCUAUUCCCUGGACCAGCUAUAUGAAACAAUAAGUCUUAAAGUUAACAUGAUUCAUCCUGGAGCAUUCGAAAAGAUUAUUCGCCAAGGGACAGCACAAUGCAGUCGAUUCCUAGCCCAGGCGCAGUGGUUCCUAGCAAGCUCGACUUUUGGAGAGUGGAUAAGGUCCACUAAAUCAAGCACAAUACUGUUGAAGGGAGGGCAACCUACGAUGGAACGAUACUCUCCACUUACGUAUGUUUGUGCAAUGUUUGCGGAGCGAAUGAGUCAGGAAGAGUCUGUUCUUGUGCUUCCUGUCUUUUGUGGACUCGUAAAUUGGGAUGAAGACGAAUACAAUCCAGACGUCGCCAUAUUCGGAUUUAUGAUAAGACAAAUGCUUGCUAGGAGCAAGAUUGAACGGCUGUCGUCAGACAUGCAACGCCUCGUCCUGUCAUGCCUAGACAAAACAACUUUAAAUGGAAUGAAAAGAAAGUCUUCAGAGGCUUAUAAGAGAGCUUUUCGGAGGCUUAUAACCCAGAUACGAAAUGCAUUCUCUGAGAUCUUCAUAAUCCUUGACGGCAUCGAAUUUCUCGAGACGCGAGAUGACAUUGAUAUGCUCGCGAUAUAUGCUCUUUUUUCACAGGUCGUCGACAAUUUCCAAGAUACUCAAGGGUUUGAGGGUAUAUGGAGCCACAAAGGGCCUCCUACUGCUAUCAAAGUCCUUUACUGCGCGUCAACACGCACAAUCGGUUUCGAGUCUCCAGGACGGACAGCCAUGGUUCUUGAAUUGACAGGCAGAGUAGACGAAGAAUACAGCUAUUUUGGCGACGAAAGACAGGGAUUGGAUACUGUAGCCACUCGAACGGAGCUUAUCAAAAUGCUUGAAGCUAGUGAGGCUUUAGAGGAUAGUGACGGCAAUUAUUCGGAUUGAGAUUGAGAUUAAGAGAGGCACUCGGAAAGACCCGCUGAGGCUCCUGCGUUUGCGACAAUAUUGCGAUUUUUCACAUUUCCAAUCUCGAAUGUGGUAAGCUUGGUUUAUGUUAUGAGACUGCAGAGGCACUAUAACCAGAGUUGGUAAGACUUUACAGUUCUCAGUUCGAUGGCUUUGUGCUGUGCACCAGUAACCUCCAGUAAGCAGUAGGUGAGCCAAGGAUCGUGGACUGGCACUCCUCUGGAAAAUGCUCUAUAUUUUUAUUCAUAAAAAAUGCUUUAGGG
Molecule: messenger RNA, 2222 nt
Organism: Verruconis gallopava
Lineage: Eukaryota; Fungi; Ascomycota; Dothideomycetes; Venturiales; Sympoventuriaceae
Exons: 4
Coding region: 1-1938 (645 amino acids)
Source: RefSeq, a predicted model, not a curated record